UAAAUCGUGUUCCUCUUUCUCUUUCCCAAAAUUCAUUUCAGCAAAAGCAAAAAGAAAGAAUCGAAUGAAGGGGGGGACAGUACAAAUCAACUGGCACGACACGAAGCCAGUCCUAACCCUAGAUUUCCACCCUCUUUCCUCUACUUUAGCCACCGGCGGCGCCGAUUACGACAUCAAGCUCUGGUUGAUAAAUUCAGACUCAGACGAAACAGAGAAGAAAGGCCCAACAGCUACCUACCAAAAUAGCCUUUCUUACCAUGGUUCUGCUGUUAAUACCCUUCGCUUCUCUCCUUCCGGAGAACAACUUGCGUCUGGUGCCGAUGGAGGUGAGCUGAUCCUAUGGAAGUUACACCCCACAGACACAGGUCAAACAUGGAAGGUUUUCAAGACUUUAUCAUUUCACCGGAAGGAUGUUCUGGACUUGCAGUGGUCGGGCGAUGGUGCAUUUCUGAUUUCUGGAUCAGUUGAUAAUUCUUGUAUCAUAUGGGAUGUAAACAAAGGUUCUGUCCAUCAGAUUUUGGAUUCCCAUUUCCAUUAUGUUCAAGGUGUUGCAUGGGAUCCAUUGGCCAAGUAUGCUGCUUCCCUUAGUUCUGAUAGAACUUGCCGUAUUUACGUUAAUAAGCCUCAAACGAAAGCAAAAGUCUUGGAAAAGAAGAAUUAUGUUUGUCAGCAUGUCAUUUCCAAGGCAGAACAGCCAUCAGUAGAUGAUUCCAAGUCUGUGAAAAACCAUCUUUUUCACGAUGAAACAUUGCCAUCUUUCUUCCGAAGAUUAGCUUGGUCACCUGAUGGAUCAUUUUUACUUGUGCCUGCAGGUUCUUGCAAACUUUCGCCUGCAUCUGAUCCAGUAAAUACAGCUUAUGUGUUUUCAAGAAAGGAUCUUUCAAGGCCUGCUCUACAACUCCCAGGUGCCAGUAAACCUGUUGUAGCAGUUCGUUUCUGCCCCAUAGGUUUUAGCCUUCGGGGUUCAAAUCCAGCUGCAAUCUUUAAGCUCCCUUAUCGCCUCAUUUUUGCGGUGGCCACUUUGAAUUCUUUAUACGUUUAUGACACAGAGAGUGUUCCUCCUAUAGCAAUCUUGGCUGGUCUUCACUAUGCAGCCAUAACCGAUAUUGCAUGGUCACCUGAUGGUCGUUAUUUGGCAUUAUCCUCCCAAGAUGGUUACUGUACUUUACUAGAAUUUGAGCAUGAUGAACUGGGAUCACCUGUCUCUUUAUCAGAAUAUAAGAAAGUAAAGGAUGAGAAAAAGAACCCUGUUCAAAAGCCAGAGGAUAUGGUGAUUGAUUUGACAACAAAUAAUAGCGUCGGUGCAGUGGAUGGCACAAAACGAAAAGCAGGCAACAAUGAAGGAAAACAGGAAUCACCAAAUAAGAACCCUGUUCAAAAGCCAGAGGACAUGGUAAUUGAUGAAACUACAAAUGAUAGUGUUGUCACAAUGGAUAGCGCAAAACCAGAAGAAGGAAACAAUGAAGGGAAACAGGUACCACCAAGCUCAGCAAGUACUCCCGUCUCAACUAAACCAGCUAAGAGGCGUAUUACUCCCAUCGCAAUUGAUCCUUGAUCCUUGAUAAAUGCAGUGCUCACCUCUGUAAAUUUUGAUGUAGCGUAAUUUGAAGGUUUCGUUUAGAGGUUGUAGAUUUAUCAAUAGUUUUCUAAUGUAGGAUAUAUGAUAUAUAAGGAACCAAUUAGCUCUUAGUUAUAGGUGCUCAAAAAAUGAUAUAUAUAUUUAUUCUUUUAAUUUUCCCGGGAACCAGAGUUUUCUUUAUAGUAGAUUUUGGUGAGAGAUCAAGCCAAUUUUGUUAUGUAUUGGCUUCUUAUAUUGAAAAUCUGGUCGGAUCUAGUCAUAUUAUGAUGACCUUUGCUA
Messenger RNA from Quercus lobata, 1858 nucleotides. RefSeq names its product Transducin/WD40 repeat-like superfamily protein (gene FAS2). Gene Ontology annotation, cellular component: CAF-1 complex; nucleus. The transcript is spliced from 12 exons. The coding region runs from base 65 to 1555 and encodes 496 amino acids. Gene Ontology annotation, molecular function: protein binding. Lineage: Eukaryota; Viridiplantae; Streptophyta; Magnoliopsida; Fagales; Fagaceae. Gene Ontology annotation, biological process: nucleosome assembly; DNA replication-dependent chromatin assembly. The record is from RefSeq and is a predicted model, not a curated record.